AUGCCACAAAACGAGUAUAUUGAGUUACACCGGAAGCGCUAUGGAUACCGUUUGGAUUACCAUGAGAAAAAGAGAAAGAAGGAAGGUCGAGAGGCUCAUGAACGUUCAAAGAAGGCAAAAAAGAUGAUUGGGCUGAAGGCUAAGCUCUACCAUAAGCAGCGCCAUGCUGAGAAAAUACAAAUGAAAAAGACUAUUAAGAUGCAUGAAAAACGAAACACCAAACAAAAGAAUGAUGAAAAGACUCCACAAGGAGCAGUACCUGCAUAUCUGCUGGACAGAGAGGGACAGUCCCGAGCUAAAGUACUUUCCAAUAUGAUUAAACAAAAACGAAAAGAGAAAGCGGGAAAAUGGGAAGUCCCUCUGCCCAAAGUUCGUGCCCAGGGAGAAACAGAGGUAUUAAAAGUUAUUCGAACAGGAAAGAGAAAGAAAAAAGCAUGGAAGAGGAUGGUUACGAAAGUCUGCUUUGUUGGAGAUGGCUUUACUCGAAAACCACCUAAAUAUGAAAGAUUCAUUAGGCCAAUGGGCUUACGUUUCAAGAAGGCCCAUGUAACACACCCCGAACUGAAAGCGACCUUUUGCCUGCCAAUACUUGGUGUGAAGAAGAAUCCCUCCUCCCCACUUUAUACAACCUUGGGUGUUAUUACCAAAGGUACUGUCAUCGAGGUGAACGUGAGUGAGUUGGGCCUUGUGACACAAGGAGGCAAGGUUAUUUGGGGAAAAUAUGCCCAGGUUACCAACAAUCCUGAAAAUGAUGGGUGCAUAAAUGCAGUCUUACUGGUUUGA
Messenger RNA from Pipistrellus nathusii (Nathusius's pipistrelle), 783 nucleotides. The record is from the annotation of a GenBank genome assembly. NCBI's taxonomy places the organism in Eukaryota, Metazoa, Chordata, Mammalia, Chiroptera, Vespertilionidae.